Meloidogyne enterolobii is the source of this 306-nucleotide messenger RNA. The record is from the annotation of a GenBank genome assembly. NCBI's taxonomy places the organism in Eukaryota, Metazoa, Nematoda, Chromadorea, Rhabditida, Meloidogynidae.
AUGAUUUUUUCUAAUUCAACUGUUUGGACAAAUUAUCGAAUGAAGGUCACAGGUCCUUGUGAUAUGAACUUAAAGCGCUUCAAUUACAAUAUAGGUGAAGUUCGUAUGGAAUGGAAAGAUUCAUAUCCGGUCAUGUUGCUCAAAUCAAUAGAACUGCCUGAUUUUGUGUUGAUUAAUUUUAGUGUGAUUGCGAUUGAACAGAUAUACCCGGCUGGCUGGUGGGAUGAACUUACUGUUGCCUUUGUUUUCAAACGCCGUUAUGGUUGGUACAUACUUCAAGGUAGUCAAAUAACUAAAUAUUUUUGA